Molecule: messenger RNA, 315 nt
Organism: Striga asiatica
Lineage: Eukaryota; Viridiplantae; Streptophyta; Magnoliopsida; Lamiales; Orobanchaceae
Source: the annotation of a GenBank genome assembly
AUGCGGACUUCACCGGCCGUCAAACACAGUGCCGCUCGAUGCUCUCAGUCGCCGGCCCGCCGCAGAUCUAAGAUGCCACCUAAUCAGAGCCGCCGGCCACCGCGUCGCUCAAACGCCACCAGCCCGAAACCUUCGGCUGUCUCCGGCUAUGAGCGCGGUCAGCUGAACUCAGCCGCUGUCACCGGUUUGAGAAAUGAAGACCUCAGUCGGAGCGGGAGGAGGGCGCAGACCCUGGAGAGACCGAUGGAGGGGGAGGAUGUGGCCCUUGUAGAAGAGCUCGUCAGUGGGCCAAAGGUCGGCGGCUACAGAGAUUGA